Penicillium manginii is the source of this 3069-nucleotide messenger RNA. RefSeq lists its product as uncharacterized. NCBI's taxonomy places the organism in Eukaryota, Fungi, Ascomycota, Eurotiomycetes, Eurotiales, Aspergillaceae. The coding region runs from base 1 to 3069 and encodes 1022 amino acids. The record is from RefSeq and is a predicted model, not a curated record. The transcript has 11 exons. Gene Ontology annotation, molecular function: protein binding.
AUGAACAGACCACCGCAGGGUCGUGGUCCCCCGCCUCGAGCGGGCGCCGGUGCGACUUGGUAUCCAGGGGGCCAGGAUGACUUUUACAUGCCAGAGGUCAUCUCCCCCCUCGCCUCAACGGUAAGAGACAUGAUUCAUUUCUCCACCUUCACCAAACUCCUUCAGAAUGCCGCGGUGCCCGAGAACAUGCAGGAUAAUAUCGCGCAACUCGAACAUCAUGCUCGCGACCCCCGCCGCGCCCAACAACCUCCUGCGCCCGUCCCCUCGCAGUAUCGCUCCCAAUUCCCCGAGCGAACUUCCUCCGCUGCCUCCGUCCGCGCACAACCGCAACAGGCGCAGGCCUAUGACCAUGGCGCCUACGCGCAAUCGGCCACUUAUGAUACCAUGGACCACCCCAACUUUUCUCCCUUUCCUGUUUUGCGAAAUCCCCCUCCCAAUGUCCCUCCGACCGACGAGCAGCGGGAAGCAAACCUAGAGCGCCAUCGUGCCGCCAUUCUCUCCACCACCGAUCCCGAAGUCCAGCUCACUUGGGCCCAGGAUACCUUGGCCUUUGUUGAAGUCGCCGCGCAAAAUGAGGACCGCCUGUCCCUCACGCAGCCGCCGCGUCCCCAUACACCUCAGGUGGAACGACAGCUCAAGACUGAUGCGAUGAACAUCGUCAGCUUCCUGGCCGAGCAACAUCACCCCCACGCCGAGUUUAUCAAAGGAAUGUGGUUGGAAUUUGGCAAGUUCGGCUUCCGGGUUGAUCGGAAGGAGGCCUUCCGAUGCUAUUCCAGAGCUGCAGAGAAGGGCUAUGCUCGUGCAGAGUAUCGCAUUGGAAUGCAGUUUGAAAGUUCCGGAGAGCCGGAGAAGGCGAUUCGACACUACGAGCGGGGUGUUGCAAUGUCCGAUUCUGCUUCAUACUAUCGCCUCGGAAUGAUGAUUCUUCUUGGCCAGCAUGGCCAGCGCCAGGAUUUCCAGCGAGGACUUGAGUGCAUUCGUUUAGCUGCUCAAUCCUGUGACCAGAAUGCGCCGCAGGGUGCCUACGUAUAUGGUAUGCUUUGUGCUCGUGAGCUUCCUCAAGUCAGUGUUCCGGAGGCCUUCUUGCCUGCCGACCUCAACACUGCGCGCGUCAAUAUCGAAAAGGCCGCCUUCAAUGGAUUCGCCAAGGCGCAAGUGAAGAUGGGUGCCGCAUAUGAGCUAUGCCAGCUUGGUUGCGAUUUCAACCCCGCACUAUCGUUGCAUUACAAUGCCCUUGCAGCACGCCAAGGGGAGCCUGAGGCAGAGAUGGCCAUCAGCAAGUGGUUCCUGUGCGGACAUGAAGGUGUCUUUGAAAAGAACGAUGAGUUGGCCUUUACAUAUGCCCAGCGUGCGGCCCAGAGUGGUCUUCCUACGGCCGAAUUCGCCCUGGGAUACUUUUACGAGGUCGGUAUCUUCGUGCCGAGUGAUAUUAAAGAGGCCCGAAGCUGGUAUGCCAAGGCUGCCGCCAGCGGAAACAAGGAUGCCUCUGGUCGAAUCGACAGCAUUUCGCGCUCCAAGACUCUCUCGCGGAAAGACCAUGAGAAGGUUGCGAUUUCUCGAAUCAAAUCAACACGUUAUGUUGCUCACCAACGCGGAGGAUCUUUGGAAGCUACCCCCGAAAACAUCGAGAUGCCAGAUCCCUCCCGCAUGACCCUGUCCGAUCCUCCCUCCUCUGCUGCGCCAUACCCGGAUCGCCCAAUGUCACGCCCUCGUCCCCCGGGCCAGCCCAAUUACCAAAUGCCCGACCCACGACCCAGUUCGGCAUUUGGCGUCAACCCAAACUUGCGCAAUGGUCCUCCAGGUCCAGGUUACGGUGGCCCGCCUGGCCCUGGCUCCCGGACUCCAUCUUAUGGACAAGGUCCACCGAUGGAUUAUCGCCGCCCCGGCCCUGGUACGCCACUCAGCGCGCCUGCAGGGCCGAUGAGUCCCCCAGGCAGCAUGAUCAGCCCUACUGGAACACCCCGGGUAGACAUUGGGUACUCUGCGCCUGUUCCGCCACCGGGUGGUGACCGACGUCGUCCUACCCGACUCGAAGGAGUUCCGCCAGAUCGCAAACCAGUGCGAACUCCCGUCUCCGCUCACGGCGGCCCUCUUCCAUCUCCACGAGGCCCCGGCCCAGCGUCCCCUCGCUCGACUGGCUCGCCUUCCUCGGGCACAUUCCCCCCCCACGCCAGGAGUCCCGCCUGCCAUCUAGAGGAUCGGCAUCUUCUACACCCCAGCCGCAGCCGCAGUCAGCACCGCCGACCCAACGGCCCCCCGCCGCUCAGCCGCCAAAGCCAUCUGCCCCCGCGCCCAGUAAGGGCCCCAAGACCUUUGAGGAAAUGGGCGUCCCCAGCGCCAACAAAGACAGUGAUUGCCCUUGUCCAUAUACUUCAUGACAACAUGGCUCCUCGUAAAGCCAAAGCUGAUGCGAGCGCACCGGGAGGCGGAGACGAUACCGCAAUGGUCCUCGCCUAUCUACUCGAACAAAACCGUCCUUACUCGGCAACCGAUAUCUCAACGAAUCUACACGCCAAAGUAUCAAAAGCCCAAGCCAUCAAAAUCCUGGCAAAACUAGCAGACAAGGGCGAUCUCACAGCCCGAACAGCCGGAAAACAAAUCGUCUACCACACGCCGCAGAAAUCAGACUCCACCAGCCCCGAAACCAUCACUCUGAUAAAAUCCGAGACCGAAGACCUCUCAUCCCAGCUCUCCGCACUGAAAGCGGAGGAAAAGAAAGUGCGGGCUUGUCUCUCGGCACUGCUGUCUAAACCGAGGAUUUCGGAAUUACGCGAUGAUAUACUGCGUCUCGAGGGUGAACGGGUGGAAUUACAAGCUUGUCUUGACAAAUUGAAUGGCGAGGACACUGCCACUGCCACUGCCACAUCUGGGGCUGGGGCUGUCGAUAUAUCAUUAUCACCGGAGGAAAGGGCGCAUCUUGAGCACGAGUGGAAGACCUGGCAUCGACAGGCUACUCUCCGGCAACGGAUUUGUGGGGAUAUGUGGGAUCGGUGCAGUGAGGUUUUGCCUGAGAAUACGAGUUUGGCGGAACUCUGGGAGUCUUUGGGGCUUGAAGGCGCGCUCCAAUGA